Molecule: messenger RNA, 1809 nt
Organism: Penicillium crustosum
Lineage: Eukaryota; Fungi; Ascomycota; Eurotiomycetes; Eurotiales; Aspergillaceae
Product: putative flavin-containing amine oxidase
Exons: 2
Coding region: 1-1809 (602 amino acids)
Molecular function (GO): oxidoreductase activity
Source: RefSeq, a predicted model, not a curated record
AUGCCCAAGACCGUAGACACCGUCGACCUAUCCAACACCGCCAGUGCGUACUACGCACCAGCGACGGUCGCACCAGCUGGCAAGCUCAUCCAUGUCGCUGGACAACCUGGAAGCACAAAGGAUGGCAUCGUGCCAGCUGACUACGAGUCCCAGAUUCACCUGGCUCUGCUGAACCUGCGCAAGAUCAUAAUCGCCGCUGGAUCUUCAAUUGAGAACAUCGUCAAGCUACAGCUCUUCAUCGUCGACUACGAUGCCGACAAUCGCAAGCACACCCGACACAUCCAACGAUUCCUCGCGGGCCACCGACCAGCCAUCACCCUGGUCCCCGUUCCCAAGCUUGCUGUCGCGUCAUGGCUAUUCGAGAUCGAUGCUAUCAUUGCCCUCCCAGAGCCAACCCUUCCUCCGGUGCUCCCUGCCACCAACGAGAAUACUGACGUUGUCAUCAUCGGCGCUGGUCUUGCGGGUCUUUCAGCUGCACACGAUGUCCUGCGCGCGGGUUUGUCUUGUGUCGUCCUUGAAGCUCGCGAUCGUGUCGGCGGCAAGACUUGGAGCUCCGCCCUCAAUGGUGGUGGUGUAAUUGAUUUGGGUGCGGGGUGGAUCAACGAUACUAACCAGAGCAAGGUGUAUGCUCUGGCCAAGCGCUACGGUGCUGAAGUCAUUGAGCAGAACACGCAGGGAAAUGCUGUUCUGCAGGACUUCAAUGGAAACUGCACUCCAUUCGUCUAUGGAGAUCUACCCAGCUUCGAUAAAGCUACCCAAGCCCACUUGGCAGAAAUCCGCGAUAUGUGCGAGGCGGAAUGCCAAGCUCUCGACACCUGGAGACCUCAAGACACUAGCUUGGAUUCCAUUACAUUCGAAGCCUACUUGCGAUCUCGUGGGGCGAGCGAGGUGGCUAUUGCCACAGGAAUGGUCUGGACCCGCGCAAUGCUUGGUCAAGAUCCGAAGGAUAUUUCCGCUCUCUACUUCCUGAACUAUUGCAAGUCCGGAGGUGGUUUGUUGCAGAUGCGAUCUGAUCGCAAAGAUGGUGGCCAAUACCUCCGCAUCCGACAGGGUACUCAGCAUUUCUCCCUAGGAUUGGCAUCAUCUCUCCCGGAGAACACUGUUCGACUCUCUAGUCCCGUGCACUCAGUUAUCCAGAACGCCGACAAGUCCGUGAAGGUUCAAGCCGGAGGGGUGGUUUACGGCGCCCGCAAGGUCAUCAUCACUGUUCCUACCCCUGCCAUGAAGACCAUCUCAUUCCACCCUAAGCUCCCUCCUGCGAAGCAGGCAUGGAUUGAAUCCACUACCUACGGAUACUAUACUAAGGCGAUGAUGGAGUUCCGCUCUCCGUUCUGGGUUAAGGCUGGCUUCUGUGGUCUUGCUCAGUCUUUUACUGGUCCUGCUAGUGUUGUCCGAGACAGCUGCAGUCCCGAAGAUAAGAAGUACGUGCUCACUUGCUUCAUGUCGGGCGAUCCUGGGCGAGCUUGGUCCGCGCUAUCGCAAAAGGAGCGAGAGGAGAGUUUGCUGCAACAACUUGGAAAGCUUUUCGGAGUUGCGAACAUCGACAAGGAAUUCAUUCAACUGACAGCAUACGAAUGGAUUAAUGAUGAGUGGGCUGGCUGGGGCUGCCCAUGCACAGCUCUUACGCCUGGUGUCCUUGAUACUCUGGGUCCUGAUGCGCUGCGCGAGAGCACUGGCAACUUGCACUUUGCUGGCACUGAGACUGCCGGUGAGUGGAAGGGUUAUAUGGAAGGUGCUAUUCGUAGCGGAGAGCGGGCUGCCGCUGAGGUUGUGAAGACGCUCAAUGCUGGUAUCGUUUCACGUCUAUAG